This is a messenger RNA of Megalobrama amblycephala (Wuchang bream), 2009 nucleotides long. Its product is annotated as gastrula zinc finger protein XlCGF52.1-like. Lineage: Eukaryota; Metazoa; Chordata; Actinopteri; Cypriniformes; Xenocyprididae. Gene Ontology annotation, molecular function: RNA polymerase II cis-regulatory region sequence-specific DNA binding; DNA-binding transcription factor activity, RNA polymerase II-specific. The record is from RefSeq and is a predicted model, not a curated record. Gene Ontology annotation, biological process: regulation of transcription by RNA polymerase II. The coding region runs from base 425 to 1585 and encodes 386 amino acids. Gene Ontology annotation, cellular component: nucleus. The transcript has 3 exons.
AAAUGAAUAUAAACCAUUCAGACAGUUUUACAGAUAACGGUUAAAUGGAUUAUUGUUGAAUAUAACACUGUAAUGCUUUACCUAAUAACAACAAUGAACGUUAUUACGUUAUAUAAGUUAAGUGCAUCCACACCUGAGAAACAGAACAUGUGGGUUUCAUUUCGUUUGUCAUAUUGCGAAGCAGUACAUCAUAAACACAAAUUCGCCACUUACAAGCAGUGAUAAAGGUACUCGGCGUUCACCCUAUGCGUUCACUGCGUUCAUUGAACCAAAUGAUUCACAAAACGAUUCACUGUUUUCGAAGUGUUCGAAUCACCGCACACUGACGACAACUGCUGGUCAAAACUGUGUAAAUGCAACGAGAAAACAAACGUAAACACUCCUGGUGAAGCAACUGGGAUCCAUGUGACACACUGUUAUAAAGAUGGCGUUUAUUAAAGAGGAGAUUGAAGACAUCAAGAUUGAAGAAGCAUUCAGUGUGAAACAAGAAGACACUGAGGAACAAAUAGACCUGAUAGCACUUAAAGAGGAGAGUCAAGAACUGAAUGAAACAGAAGAGAAAGAUCAGUAUGAGGAAUGUCAUGAUUUCACAACUGGAGACAAAUCUUUUAAUUGCUCACAGACUGAAAAGACUUCCUCACAAGCUACUAGAAGUUAUUUCUCCUGCCAACAGUGUGGAAAGAUUUUCGAUCAACAAGGAAAUCUUAAAGUCCACAUGAGAAUUCACACUGGAGAGAAGCCUUUUACCUGCAAACAGUGUGGAAAGAGUUUUGAUCAACUAGGAAACUUUAAUGUCCACAUGAAAAUUCACUCUGGAGAAAGCCCUUUCACUUGCCAACAUUGUGGAAAAAGUUUCAACCGAAAAGGAAACCUUAAAAUUCACACGAGAAUUCACACUAGAGAGAUCCCUUUCACUUGCCAACAGUGUGGAAUAAGUUUCACUCUAAAAGGAAGCCUUAAAAUUCACAUGAGAAUACACACUGGAGAGAAGCCUUACACCUGUCAAGACUGUGGGAAAAGUUUCAUUCGAAAUGGAAGCCUUAAUAGCCACAGAAGAGUUCACACUGGAGAGAAGCCUUACACCUGCCCUCAUUGUGGAAAGAGUUUUACACAUAAACCAACCCUUAAUGCUCACAUGAGAACUCACACGGGAGAGAAGCCAUUUGUAUGUGCUCAGUGUGGAAAGAGUUUCAGAUAUAAUUUAAAUUUUAAUCGACACAUGAGGAUUCAUUUAAGAGAGAACUCUUUUAUAUGUCAUCAGUGUGGAAAGAGUUUCAAUGACAUGAGAUAUCUUAAGAGGCAUGUGAUAACUCACACUGGAGAGAAGCCCUUUAUGUGCCAUCACUGUGGAAAGAGUUUCAAAAACAAAGCAAAUCUUCAGGUUCACACAAGAGUUCACACUGGAGAGAAGCCUUACACCUGUCCUCAGUGUGGGAAGAGUUUCACACUUAAAGGAAACCUUAACAUUCACAUGAGGCUUCACUCUGGAGAGAAGCCUUUCACGUGUCUUGAGUGUGAAAAGAGUUUCACAUAUAAUAAAGACCUGAAACGUCAUCUGCAAACUCAUUCUGGAAAGAACUUGUAGUGUUCCUCAGUGUUUCAAGAGGUUUACAAAAUAGAGCAGUUUAAAUAAUCGCUUGCACAUUCAUUUGUGGAAGACUUGAUCCAUUAAAAUUAGAUUUUGAUCAGUUAAAUAAGAUCAGAUUUUAUUAAAAAAUCUUGACAUCACACUUACAGAUACACCUGAGAAGGUAUGCAGAUGUGAGAUCCUAUUUGUGUUCUAUGUGUGCAAGAGCUUUAAAUGGCUUGGCGGUUUAAAAUGGCACCAGAAAAUAUGUAUCUUUUUGAAAGUCAUUUUGAAUGUAUAGAGGCAUAAAUCGUAUAUAUAUAAUUCAGUUCAGUACAUUGUAAUCAAUUAUUAUUUACAUUAUAUAAAGUAACUUCCAUCUUGCUGUAAAAUGUGUCUGCUUUUACAGAUUAAAUUGAAAUGAUAAAUAUACAAACCAUCA